ACAUACACACACACCACCAAACCUCUUUAUUUUAUUGCUCUGUUCUUGAGUAAACCUCUGAUUUUCGCGUGGGAAGAAGAAACCCCACGAAGAAAGUUUAGAAUUUUCGAAACUUUUUUCUAUUUUUUUUUGUAUUAUCUUUUCAUGAAGAUUCAAGAAGAUCCAUUUUCUUAAAAUCACUUGAGAUUUAUUUGGAUCUUGUGGUGGAAGAGGGUUUCUAAGGUCUUUGCUCCUUCGUCCUCUGAUGGGUGCGAGUCACUCUGGUUAUCUGUCUUCAUCGUCUUGUUUUGGGGAUCGUAAUCUGUCAAAUCCUGGUUUAGGGGAUUUGCCGGAGGCUUGUGUGGCUCUGAUUAUUGAGAAAUUAGACCCCGUCGAGAUCUGUGGAUUCUCGAAGCUCAACAGAGCCUUUCGCGGCGCUUCAUGGGCUGAUUUCGUGUGGGAAUCGAAGCUUCCUCCGAAUUACAGGGUUUUUCUCGAGAAAAUCCGUGGUGGGUUCCCGGAAAAUCUGCAGAAAAGAGACAUCUACGCUUGUCUCUCCAGGAUUACUUCAUUCGAUGAAGGCAACAAGAUGGUAUGGAUAGAUAAACGAAGCGGUGGUGUUUGUCUAAGCAUUUCAGCUAAAGGAUUAUCCGUCACAGGCAUUGAUGAUCGUAGAUAUUGGAGUCAUAUUCCUACAGAUGAAUCUCGGUUUUCUUCUAUAGCUUAUCUCCAACAAACAUGGUGGUUUGAAGUUGAUGGUGAAAUUGAUUUCCCGUUCCCGGUUGGAACAUACAGCAUCUUUUUCAGGCUUCAAUUAGGCCAGUCCGGCAAGUGGUUUGGUCGACGGGUCUGUAACACCCAACAAGUCCAUGGUUGGGACGUUAAACCGGUUCGGUUUCAAAUCUGGACCGAAGAUGGUCAGUAUUCCUCGUCUCAAUGCAUGUUAACCGAGCGGGGAAACUGGAAUCACUACCACGCUGGAGACUUUGUAGUCCGGGAAUCGAAAAGCUCAUCGACAAAGAUAAAGUUUUCGAUGACUCAGAUCGAUUGUACUCAUACCAAAGGCGGGUUAUCACUAGACUCUGUAAUUGUAUACCCGAGCUCGUGUAAAGACCGGUUGAAGCGGUUUUAAUGUUUCAACCAGAGCCGGUUUAGUUAGGUGUUUUUAUGCAGUUCUUUAGCCUUUUUAUAGAUGUAGUUAGAAAAGCUUUUAUUAGAGUCAGUCUUUUGUUAUGAAAUUAUUGUUUUUGUUAUGUUAACUGAGUUUUGAAGUUUGCAAACUGUUAUAAUAUUGAGUGGUUAUGAAA
Eutrema salsugineum is the source of this 1286-nucleotide messenger RNA. RefSeq names its product F-box protein PP2-A12. The record is from RefSeq and is a predicted model, not a curated record. Gene Ontology annotation, molecular function: protein binding. The transcript has 3 exons. Bases 245 to 1111 code for a protein of 288 amino acids. Lineage: Eukaryota; Viridiplantae; Streptophyta; Magnoliopsida; Brassicales; Brassicaceae.